Molecule: messenger RNA, 881 nt
Organism: Aquila chrysaetos chrysaetos
Lineage: Eukaryota; Metazoa; Chordata; Aves; Accipitriformes; Accipitridae
Exons: 6
Coding region: 1-741 (246 amino acids)
Source: RefSeq, a predicted model, not a curated record
AUGCAAAUGGCAGCCUGUUUCCCGACGAUAACCCUUAUAUCCCAGCUGGUGCGGCUCAGCCGCGACGCGCAGACGCUGCUGGAGAUGAUCCCGUCCCCGCUCCGCAGACCCGGGGGGGGCCGGCGGGGCCGGGCCCGGCGCGGCCUGCGCGGCCCCGAGGAGCCGGUAGCGCGGAGCGUUACCGCGAAGGGCAGCGGCCAAGGCCCAGCGCCCCGGGCUGACAUCGCCCUGCCGCCCGGGGCACUCGCCACCCGGCUACUCGCCGCCGGGGCCCGCAACGCCCUGGGGCCUGGCUCGAGCCCCGCCGGUUGCCAUAGCGACGCCGGCCGGGCCGCUUCGAGACGUCGCUGGCCCUUUAAGGCAGUGCUUGGAGGACCGCGGGAAGCCGGAAGUGCUCCGCCAGGCGCUCUGGCCUUCGCGUCGUCUCGAACGUUGUGUGUUGCAGGAUUUUCUGCCAGGGCUGAGCCCCAGAGAAGCUACAGCCCUGAACGGCAACCGCGGGUGGUUACGUUGGCCCUCGGUGCUUCCGUUCCUGAGGUGGCCGGGCCAGAAGAUUGUUCUGCAGGAUGCUCCAGCUCCCUGUAUUAUGAGCGUGACAUCUUCAGCAACAAUAAAAUAGUCCAGCAAUACAGAAGCUGCAAAGAUGAGACCAGCUGGACAGUAAGAAGCCAGGACCACUUCACUUCUAUUCGCUCUCCAAGAUGCAAACAAAAGAAACCAGAGCAAGUUCCUGCCUGCUGAAAUUCCAGGGGCUUGCACUGGAUUACAGCAAGGCCCGGAGGCAUUUUGAAUCUUUUUGGGUAUACAUCAGCCCUGCAUUGCUCUCAGGCAAUUGUACUUUAAGUUACUUAUUGUUAAUAAUAAAAAAGGAUUGACUAGCA